AUGAGGCCCGCAUCAUCAGCUUCCACCAUGGCACGCAACGUCUGCAUCACAGCCGCCGAGGGCCAAACCGGCUUCCUCAUCGCCGAGCUCCUGCUCAAGCACCCCCUUCCGCGCAAAGUCGACUCGGUGACGGCCUUCACCAUGGACCCGACCUCGGACCGCGUCAAGGCCCUCGACUCGCUUGGCGCCACGGUUUCGAACACAGCGGCGUCCGAGGUUCUCAGGACGGAAAUUGAAUUUGAGAACAUCUCCCGAGCCGAAGCUGAGAAGGUGCUGCGAGCCCUAUCUGAGAGCGAUAACAUGGAACGGCAGUCCAUACUCGAUUACUUCAGCCUCGUGCGCAAGGGCAAGAUCAGCCCGACAGCGUUUCACGACGUCGCGGGAACCCACCCCACCGAGCCGACCGGUUUCUUCGAGAUGCGCUCGGGGGAGUUCAAGACGGCCAAGCGUGGGAACGGAGUCACUGAGUUAGACAAACUGUACUCUCGAUACGUGGCCAGCAACGAGCAAUCGAGUCAGAAGUGGACAAGCCUCGCACCCCUGCCCGGCUCGGCAGAAGCCGCGCAGAGCGCCGCGCGCUCCGGGCUGCUGGGUCCCCUUUAG
Molecule: messenger RNA, 603 nt
Organism: Verticillium nonalfalfae
Lineage: Eukaryota; Fungi; Ascomycota; Sordariomycetes; Glomerellales; Plectosphaerellaceae
Exons: 5
Coding region: 1-603 (200 amino acids)
Source: RefSeq, a predicted model, not a curated record